UGAACUCCUGUCUCUCCAGAACUCUCUUCAGCAUUCAUUCAUCCCUGCAGAUAAACUCCAGCAAUACAUAGAAAUCUCUCAGAAUCAUAAACUUUAGACUCCAAGAUGAUAUUGCUGUUCUUCUUGUUUGGUCUCUCUCUGGCUGCUGUGGCUCCUUCAGACAAACAGGAGAUGAAGCUCCAGCGGGGCGGCUGUCCCCCGUUCUGGUUCAGCUUCAAUGGCCGCUGCUACAAGUACGUCGCCACCUUGAAGACCUGGGCUGAUGCAGAGCAGCACUGUGUGAACCAAGGAGCCAACCUGGUGUCCAUCCACAGUCUGGAAGAAGAGAACUUUGUCAAACUGCUGAUCAAAAACUUUGAUCCCACUCAGGGAGUCAACUGGAUCGGACUCUCUGACGCUCAGAAGGAUGGAACAUAUUUCUGGUCUGACGGGUCUACUUUCAACUUUAACUUUUGGAACACAGGAGAGCCAAAUAACGCAGGAGGAUCAGAACCGUGUGUGCACACAAAUUCGGGCCCGGCCAGAAAAUGGAACGAUAAAGUGUGCACAGAUGCACACUCUUUUGUUUGUAAACUUCGUCCAUAUUGUCAAUGACUGCUGAGAAUUAAAUUCUGAAUCUGAUCAGAAGUGAUCAAGCUAGACAUGAGAAAUGAAACAUGGCAAAUUUUCUUUACUUAUUUUUUCAAUUUGAUUUUUUGUUUAUCAUUCUAAGUCUUUUUUUAUGAUGCUUUAAUUUAAAUGUGUUGACCAGAAAAUAUUAAUACAAAGGUUUAAGAUAAAAAAAAAAAAGGUGUAGCUUUUUAAACAACAUUUUAUUGUGAAGUAUGAAAAUUAUUUUCUUCUUGAUUUAAUGAAAAACAAUAAAUUUGCUCCUUAAAACUCCUUAAAAUGAGUUUCUGGUGAAACAAUCUUCUUUCGCAUGUUAGAAAGUCAAUCUGUCUUUUUAUGAAACAACUUUCAUGUAAUGGGCUGUAGAUCAGAUGCAUUUAAGUGCAUCACUAAGUUUUAUUCUGUUUUUAAUAGUCUAUGUUAAAUAAACAAAUUACUGUCAAUGCUUUGUGAAGUACUUUCGUUCACUUGCUUUAAAUGUGCUACUGUUGAGGCGCUUAUCAAGCUCAAAUACAUUCAUAUGCUUUCACACACUGCAUUCUCAUAUUCUCACACAAAGGCCCUUUGUAAUUGUAACAUCUAUAGAAACUCCUCAGACUCCCGUCUCCCAGGAAAUAGAAACUUAGUUGAUAAAAUGACGUAAGACAUCAGAUGACCACCAGGUGCAUCCGUAGUAUAGUAAACGAAUCUUCCCGUUUUUGAUCAGAUGCUGUAUAGACUCGGUCACAUUCACACCUAGUCUGUAAGGGUAAGCGUCUCCUUUUUUAGCGCUAAAAAAGAAUAAAAUAAGUAAAGUCUGAUUACUUGUACUGGCUGAUUUUCUGCUCUGUGUGCGGUACAUUUUUGAUCCAUUUUCAACAAUUGGUAGCAGAGGAUGGUUUUGUGCUGAGACACGAGCAGAGAUUGAACAGGCCGUUCCGGCGCAGCCUGACGGAGGCAGUGUUCUGGUGUUGGGCCCACAUAAAAGGUGAGGAAAAUUUUCCUUAAUAAACACCAUAGCAUUGUUUCUGUUGGACUGUCUAAAUUCCAGAAAUCAGCAGUGGAUGGUGUUGCAUUCUUCUUAAACCUCUGAAUUCCAGCUAUCGAUUGCUGUUAUAUUGUGUGUUGAGUUGUCUGAACUGGUCAACCAUUGUUCGAUUGUCAGCUGUUGUUCGUACUGCUUUUGAUUUGUUUGUCUAAAGGCUUUCGAGUUAUUCAUAGGAGUAAAGAAAUAAAGAUUGAUUGAUUGAUUGAUAAGGUUAAAGUUACUUAAAAAACAGUUAAUAGUCAAAGUAAAAGGUCGAUUGGCUCUGUAGUGAGAACUGGUCGUCUCCGACUUUUCCUGGACGCGGGAAAAGGAAAGACUAGGUUUUGUCGGUUCUAUCCUUGGGGAGUGCUGCCCCCUAAAAGAACGCGUUAGCCAAUCUGUGACUUGCUCAAAAAACACAAAAGUGUUGAGAGGGGUCCACCAUAGGAAAAAAGAUAAGAGAAUAAGAUAAAGGAUGAUCGCGAUCUGUUCCUCUACAGAGAAAUAAGCGAAGAAAAUAAGUGAAAAUAAAAAGAGGACAUCAUAGGAGCUGAAAAGCGUGGAUCCAUUUCUGUGUAUGUGUCAGCUGUGUGUAUGUAAACGUCUGCCGCUGAGCAGACUUUGCGUGUUUAAAUGUACUCUCCUUCGUUUAUGGCAAUGUCUUUUAAAACCAUGGUAAACAUUCGGGAAUUAUAAUCUGUGGGAAGUUUCUUUAUUUCAUCUGUGGUCUUUGAUUUUCUCGCCGCCGCGCGAGAAAAAUCUUUCUGCUGUGUGUAAUUUCCUCGCCGCUGUGCGAGCAAAAAAAAAAAAAAGGGAGACAGAGGCUCGCCGCAGUGCGAGGCAGUAAAAAAAGGCAGAAAAGAGGAGAGGUGAUCUCUGGGUUUGAAUAUGGCGCAGGAGGUCGACAGGGAGAAAUAUGAUCCAAAGUGGGGCAUCGGGUCAUGAAUUGCGCUCAGUGAGCAAAUAGAUGAAGUAAUAACUUAUCUGGGGGAACAUGACGAAUUCCAAACGGACGGGGACGGACAAAAAAUACAAAAUAAAUUAAAAGGUCUGGUUGAAAUGGGUGGAGGCGAUUUGCUAAGCAGACAGCCCCUGGGGAAACAUUUGUUGCAGGGAAUCAACAAUUCUAAAAAACAUUUGAUAGACACUAUGCAAAAAAGAAGGAGAAGCAGGAGUUUUCACUAAAAGAAGCUGUAAAACAAACAAGCAGAAUGCUGAGAGAGAACUCAGGCAGAGGGAAGAACUUUUGGUUUUCUGGCAGGGACUUUCACAUGCAUUUGAACACAAAAAACAAAAAGUUGCCACUAGCUCUGAACACACAAACAUAAGUACAGACAAUUCACUUCCUCCACCAUAUAGUGGAGACGAAACUCGGCCUUCCCAGGGCAUUUAUCACAUAGUUAACAUUACACAGGGAAUUUUAGCAGUCGAGGGGGAGACAGCUACCCCACAAAACGCUCCCGAAGUCCACACUGGGACUGAAACCCCGAACUGGACUAUAUUAGAUCAGACCCCGUCCACACCAAAUCCCAUGGCUUGGUCUCAGUUAAAUGACACCUUUGUCAGAUCUGCUCAGAGGUUGCAGAACCUGUGUGACAGAGCAGAACAGAUGGAGAGAGGAGAGAUAAAAUCUAAUUCAGCCAAAAACGUUCAAAUUAAAAUGCAUGCGAAUGGAACGUGGGUUUCAGAGGAGAACCUUACAGAUAAAACUGAUGAACUGAGAGAGGUCUAUCACAUCUCGUGCCCUCUAGAGAGCAUGCGUGGCUUAGGCCUUCACACAGCAGAAGGACAGCACGCCCUGGUUGGGAGCAACACAGGGACUUAUCCUCUUUUGAAAACCAGUACUGGGGGUCAGAAAUAUGUUCCCUUUCCUCUAGGUGACAGGGAUGCAAUAGUCGAUAAACUGCCCAGCAUUAAAGCUGGUGGGAGUCUUUGGUUGGCAGAGUUAGACCUGCUGACCUCUGGAAUGACUCUAGCACUGGGAGAUUUCAGAGCAAUAAUGAGCAGAGCUAUGUCUGGCAUGGUUAUGAGAGACAUAGAACACGCAGCAGGGACCCAAAAUGUAAGUAAUUCUACUCCAGCACAUCAAUUCAUCACACCUUUGGCACGGGAAAUAAAAAGGCAGUUUCCACUGGCCACAAUCACUCCCAUCACCAGGUUUGAAUGGGAUUACAGCAUGGAUCCUAAAGAAUACAUAAAUAAAACUGCAGAAACCUGGCUCGGACAAACUACAAUUAAUCCAAAAGGCCCACACUCAAACUUAACUGAAAUGUUUAGAGAGGCAAUCUUGAAAGGUGUUCCUGAACAGGUUGUACAAUCUAUGAGAAAUAAUCCAGAUUUAACAAGGUGCGAGUACGUCAGAUGGGAGAGGCAUCUGCUUCAUCACUUAUUAAAGGCACAAGAUGAGUUGAAGAAAAAGCAGUCUGACACUAAGGAUUUAGAAAUUCAACUGUUGAAGCUCCAAUUGCAGGAAGCAAAACAAAAAUUGAAUAAGAAGACAGAUAAAAAAGAACAUGUGAUGGUUGUGGCUGUAGGUGCUGCAGCCCACACACAAAAUGCAACUUCCUGGCAAAACACUAAUCAGAUUGGGGGAGGACUGGUUCCUCUUUCUGUUUUUUCUGUUUUAUAUCCUCAAAACAGGUACAGAGCGUUUCCUCGUGGACGGGGAAGGCGUUUGGCCGGUCACGGGGGCAGUGCUCCGUGGAGGGGUCGUGGGGCGCGGAUCAGGGGACCACAGCAGGAGGACAUAUGCUACCGAUGUGGACGUGUUGGACACUGGGCAAAACAUUGCUGGGCCAUACCAAAUCACGGGGAACCAGGUAUGAUCCCCCACAAUCCCAAUGUUAUACCUGGACAGUCUUUUCAGGGGAAUAACGAGCCCACACAGAACAUGUAGUGACACGCCCCUGGAGACCCACAGCCCAGCAUGGGAACUGCAGACCCCAUGCUGUCAGCAACACGGGAGGGGAGAGAAACACACUUCCUGGUGGACACAGGUGCUACACACAGCACAUUGAACUUUGUUUCUCCCCUCAGUUUGACGUCACAAACUGUAUCUUUAACUGGGUUCUCAGGGACUGAACAGAGUCUGCCUUUCACUAAGCCUCUGACCUUCACACUGGGCAAUCAGCACCUGCAACAUUCUUUUGUCAGCUCGAGCUCUCCCACAACUCCCGUCAAUUUGCUAGGAAGAGACUUACUGAUAAAACUGGGAGCAACAAUUAUGUGCUCUGUGAAUGGAUUAAUUGUUUCAUUUCCCGAUGGCACGUCCCUCCCUUGUGCAAACUUUCACACGGAUGGACAAUUUCUCAUGCAGCCAGUUGUUUCUGAGUAUGCAGACAUAUAUUGGGGCCUUUUAACGAACUUACCCUCCAGCCGUCUAAUGUCAACGUUUGUGGACUGGAAACCUUGGCUCCUGUGUCUGUGCUCCUACGUCUCUCCUCCGGAUCCCCCCCCACGUGACCCUGUUCUACGACAGAGACGUCUCUGAAUGGUACCAGGAACCUUUCCUUUCCACUUUGGAGGAAACAACCUGGGAGGUAAAAAUCUCAGAUAUUCAUGUAGCUCCAGUUGGUGUAGCUGCUGCUGUCUCUUUCACAGAAACACAGUCAGAAUGUUAUCAAAUAUCUGAUGAAGCUGUGCCUCACAUCUCUCUCUGUUUGCACCCUGAGCACCAAGCAAAAGAAUUGGGCCCAAUGAUGAAACGCUCCCUGGCAGCCACAGAUUGGAUUGCGACAGCAGUGCCAGGUUUGUCUUUCUCCCCUUCUCUUGACACAUAUAAGAUCAGCUUUUCAGGGUCUGAAACAGUGGAGCUACAUCAUGAACAGGUGUCCAGACAUCACGGUAGGGAAAAAUCAGACCACCCUUUAGCGGCUCAAUUAAUCACAUCCAUGCCCACAUCUCUCUGGGCGGAAACGCCUACAGAUGUGGGGCUUGCUUCCUGUUCUCCUAUUUCAUUUCAGGUGGACUCUGAGAGACCCCUCUGGAUUCCUCAGUAUCCACACAAACCCGCAGCUGAACAGGGCAUCGCAGAGACAAUAACAGGACUGAUUGAGGCUGGAGUGCUGGAACCCUCAAAGUCUGACUGGAACACACCCAUUUUGCCAGUGCAGAAAAAAGGUACUGCCAAAUACAGAAUGGCUCAUGACCUGAGAGCAGUAAAUGCAGUUCUGAAAACAAAAACGGUGGCAGUUCCGAAUCCAUAUGUAUCCAUUGCUGCUUUGACUCCUAGCCAGCAGUGGUAUAGCUGUAUUGAUCUGGCAAAUGCAUUUUUCUGUGUCCCACUAGCUGAAAGCUGCAGGGACUACUUUUCAUUCACUUUCAGGGGAGAACAGUGGCGUUACACCAGGCUGCCACAAGGUUUCGCCCUGUCUCCAGGGCUGUUUAACCAGGUUCUGAAGGAUGUUUUGCAGGACUGUCCUCUCCCUCCACAAACGACCCUCAUCCAAUAUGUGGACGACCUUUUGCUGGCUGCCCCCACCGCGGAGACCUGCGUUAAAGCGACCUCCCUGGUUUUGCAGCACCUACAUCAGGCGGGUUUCAAGGUUAGUAAAAAUAAAUUGCAGAUUGCAAGAAAACAGGUUUCUUUUCUGGGCAGGAUAAUUUCUGCAGGCACAACUAGCAUGUCUCCUUCCCACAAGCAGUCCAUUCUGCAACAUCCUAAACCCUCCAAAGUUAAAGACAUGCUCUCUUUUCUGGGGUUAACUGGCUACAGCAGGAGCUACAUUCCCUCUUACACUGACCUGACUCAGUCUCUUCGGGCCUUGGUUAAAGAACAAGGCAUGCGAAAUCUGAACAAUCCCCUCAUUUGGACAACUGAGGCGGAACAAGCUUUUAUCUCAUUAAAGCAAAACAUGGCAUUGGCAGCGGAACUCUCCCUCCCAGAUUACACCUUGCCGUUUUUUCUUGAUGUUUCUGUAACAAAAAUGGCUGUUAACGGAGUUUUGUUCCAGAAAAAAGGGGGAGAGAGAAAAGUACUGAUGUACUUAUCUGUAAUGAUGGACAAUAUGGAAAAAAGGCAUCCCCCAUGUACGCAACAUGCAGCUGGGAUAGCCAAACUCAUACAAAAAACCGCACAUAUCGUCAUGGGACAUGCACUGCAAGUGUUAACUACACACAGCGUGGUGGCAUAUGUAAACUCACAGAGUUUCACCAUGACGGCGUUGAGACAACAAAGGCUUUCCAAAAUUCUGGAAGCUCCAAACAUUUCAUUCACUCAUGAAGGCAUAAAUAUGGCAGACUGUUUUGCAGACGGAGAACCACACGAGUGUGCAGAGUUGGUGGCAAAGUCAGAAAAGGUAAGACCAGACCUGGAAGCAACUCCCUUGAUUGGACCAGAGGUGAGACAGUUUUUCACAGAUGGUUGUUGUUACAGACACCAAACACAAGAACUAAGAGCUGGUUUUGCAGUAGUAGAAAGCACAAAAGCAGGCUUUCUCACAAGAAAAGCAGAAAGACUGGAAGGAACAGCAUCUGCACAGAGGGCAGAAAUAAAAGCAGUGGCGGAAGCGUUAAAGCUCGCACAAGGGUUACAGGCAAACAUAUACACAGAUUCAGCCUAUGUGGCGGGAACAGUCCAUGUGGAACUUUGCCAAUGGAUGAGAGGAGGAUUUUUGACUGCAAGUGGGCAGCCCAUAAAACAUGAGCGUGAGAUAAAAGAAUUGGCAGAAGCAUUACUGUUACCAGCAAGAGUAGCAGUCAUAAAAUGUAAAGGUCAUGACCUAUCAGACACAUUGGUUGCUAAAGGCAACCAGGCAGCCGACAGAGCAGCAAAAGUGGCUGCAGGAUACAAAGACUUCAUGAUGGUGUGUUCCUCGGAGGAGGAAUUACAUGACAAACUCACACUGGAGGAGGUGGUAAGAUGCCAAAAGGGGGUGCCACUUGAAGAGAAAAACAUGUGGAAGCAACGAGGUGCCACUGAAACAAAUGGAUGCUGGAGGGGCCCAGACGGCAGGUUAAUUCUGCCCCCUGGGAAAAAACAAGAGCUGCUUCUUGAAGCUCAUGGGGUUGGACAUGUGGGAACUAAACAGAUGAUGUAUAAUCUUAAAGACUGGUGGCAACCCCAAAUGAUCAACAUGGUGAAACAGUUUGUAAAUAAUUGUGAAAUGUGUGGACAGGUUAACCCUAAGAAAACUUUGAAGCCACAUCAGGGACAGUUUCUUCCACUCACAUGUCCAGGGAAAGAGGUUGUGUUGGAUUUCACUGACAUGAUAAACACGGUGCAAGGCAAAAAAUAUUUGUUGGUUUGUGUUGAUGCUUUCACAGGAUGGCCUGAAGCGUGGCCAGCAGCGAGAGAAGACAGUAAAACGGUCAUAAAAUGUCUGAUCAACCAUUACAUCCCCAGGCACGGUUUUCCAGAAAAAAAAAAAAAAAAAAAAAA
Xiphophorus maculatus (southern platyfish) is the source of this 7994-nucleotide messenger RNA. Its product is annotated as ladderlectin-like. Gene Ontology annotation, molecular function: signaling receptor activity. NCBI's taxonomy places the organism in Eukaryota, Metazoa, Chordata, Actinopteri, Cyprinodontiformes, Poeciliidae. Bases 106 to 594 code for a protein of 162 amino acids. The transcript has a single exon. The record is from RefSeq and is a predicted model, not a curated record.